AUGAAUGUGCUAGCAGAUGGCAGAUUGUUUGUGAUCAAUGAUCUGUAUGGUUUUCUUAGCAAUAGGAAAGGGAAAGCAAUGGUGGAAGACACAGAUAUGCCCCUGAAGAUGCAGCUCCAGGCCAUGUCGACCACCUCCGAAGCCCUCGACCUCUUCGACGUCUUCGACUGCAGAAGCAUCGCAGCCCACAUCAAGAAGGUGCACAUCAAGAAGGAGUUUGAUAUGAUAUAUGGACCAGGUUGGCAAUGUGUGGUUGGAUCAAGUUUUGGCUGCUACUUUACCCACACAGAAGGGAGCUUCAUGUACUUCAGUUUGGAGUCUCUCAAGUUCCUCAUCUUCAAAGGAGCUGCAGCGUAGGAAACUAAUUAAUCGAUCCAAAAGUUUUUGUCCAGGGGGGUUUAUUGCAUACAAAAGAUUAAAACUAAUGUAUUUA
Ananas comosus (pineapple) is the source of this 433-nucleotide messenger RNA. Its product is annotated as dynein light chain LC6, flagellar outer arm-like. Gene Ontology annotation, biological process: microtubule-based process. The record is from RefSeq and is a predicted model, not a curated record. NCBI's taxonomy places the organism in Eukaryota, Viridiplantae, Streptophyta, Magnoliopsida, Poales, Bromeliaceae. Gene Ontology annotation, molecular function: dynein light intermediate chain binding; dynein intermediate chain binding. Bases 1 to 357 code for a protein of 118 amino acids. Gene Ontology annotation, cellular component: dynein complex. The transcript is spliced from 3 exons.